AACCAAAUUUAAUAAUUUCAUUUAGGAGCACGUCAUUAAACCACGUGACAAGGGGAGCCAAUCCCGUUUUGUUCUAUUGAUACCCCGGUAGAAACAAAAUUUCAAAUUCGAGGUUGCCAUUCGUACACGGUUAAUAGUCGGUUUACUUACUUAAAGGGCUAGUUAAGUCGAGAAUGCUGCCCACUGGAGAUGUGCAAGGGUGUCUUCGUAAAUUGGAAACUCUCUUACGAAUAGUGAAGUACCCUGGACAUGUCGACUACAAUGGCCUUUCUAAAGGAGACCCCUCAGCCUUUCUGCCAAUAUUGAGCUUCAGUCUCACCACAUUCUCUCCACCUUUUGCUGAGCAACUCGUGGCAGCUGGACUGGAGCUGACAGGCAAAACUGACCUGAGAUUCACUGACACUCUCUAUAAGGUUCUGCGAGAUAUAUUCCACUACAAGCCCAUAGUCUCCAAGCAACAGUUCCUGCAGAGGGGUUUUGCGCAAAGAAAGAUUUCUACCCUUUGUGACAUCAUUGACUUGGUCCUGCAGAGACACAGUGAGCUGAAGAAGCCCAGAGUCAGAAAUUCAGUGUCCCACAAGGACACAAGAGCAGAGCACCAUCCAAAACUGACUCAGCCAGAUACUGUUUGUGACCGGCCCUUUGUUGUGAAUCACAUGAAAAAAGACAACUCAUUGUCAUGUGAGAGUGGAGUGCAGGUCUUGCAUGAUGAAGUAUACUCAUCCAAUUCUUCUGAAAAUAGGAUUUCAAGCCUGACAGAAAAGAAGCAGGAGGAGGAUAAUAUUCGAUAUUCUUCCAAUAUAGAGCGAAGGCUUUCUGUAAUGGAAGUUCAAAUCGAGAGUCUUUGUUGUGGUCUUAAAAGGCUCAGUGCCCUGGAAGACCAUCUGGAGGAGCUAACAAGCCGGACUAACACAGAAAAGGAACAAGAAUUGAUCACAAUAUCAAGAGAGAGCUGGGAAAAUCUAAAUGGUAGAAUCCUAUUACUGGAAACUAAACUGGAACUGGGCCACACAAAGGUUUUCCUCCACGAUGUGAGUCAUCUGCCCUAUUCCACUCUUUCAGCUCCAAAUCUGAUGCUUCCAAGGGUGAUAUAAAAGACAGACUCGAGAAGAUCACCAACAUGUUGAGGAGUACUUCUACUCAAAUGAAGAGUACAGAAUGAUCGACAGUACCCUAUAAAUGUCCAGCCAUCCAUCCAUUUUCUCCACCGCUUAUCCUCACUAGGGUCGCUCGCGGGUAUGCUGGAGCCUAUCUCAGCUAACUGUUGGCUAGAGGCGGGGUACACCCUGAACUGGUUGCCAGCCAAUUGCAGGGCACAUUUAAACAAACAACCUUUGACACUCACAUUCACACCUACGGGCAAUUUAGUCUUCUCACCCUACAAAUAGACUGAUUUGCUCUUUAAGUCAGAGUAACAUUAAAUUAUUCACUUUAGCCCCUCCGUUCAUCAAAUCUAGCUUCUAGCUUUAGUGGUUUGCCUUUGGUAAUAAUGGAAGCAUGUCUUUUUUUGAGGGCCAAAACUGAAGUUGGGUCAUAUUUUUGUUCAGCAGAAUUCCAAAAUUCCAUAAACUAUCAGCGGCAUGGUAGCCGACUGGUGAUUAAAUCCGCCUCACAGUUCAGUGGAUGUGGGUUCGUAGCCGGGUAGUAACCUUUCUGUGUGGAGUUUGCGUGGGUUUUCUCUGGGUACUCCGGUUUCCUCCCACAUUCCAAAAAACAUGCAUGUUAGGUUAAUAGAAGACUAAAUUGUCCUAAGGUGUGAAUGGUUGUUUGUUUUUGUGCUCUGCGAUUGGCAGGCAACCAGUCCAGGCUGUACCCCGCCUCUCGCCCGAACUCAGCUGGGAUAGGCUCCAGCACAACCCACAACCCUAAUUGAGGAUAAGCGGUAUAGAAAAUGGAUGGAUGGAUGGAUGAUCGAUGCUGUUCAGCUGUCACUACAUUUACUGUUGUGCUCAAUUAACUCACAUCACAAUAUGUUUAACAAGCACAAAUGGACCCUGAACACAGCUCAAAGCAGUAGAGUGCGAGUGGAUGUCCUGCACCUGGAGAAAAUGAGUUUGACAUUAUGAAAUGGUACCACUUUAGUUUUUUUUUUUUUGGGGUUAGGGUUAGUUUUGAUUUGUUAAUAAUUUUACAUAUUUAUUAUUUAUAUUUAAAUGUGUGUGUAUAUUUCAGAAAUUGUGUAAAUUGUGUAAUAUAAUAUUGUGUCAUUUGUUGUAUGUUCAGUUCAGUUUCUUUGAUUUCUUGAUCAAUUUUCUUUUUUUUUUUUGACAGUCUCCUUUUUUUUUUUUUCAAUUAUGCCACAACAUCACCAUGUCUUUUUUUUAAACUACCCAUGACUCAGUCAGAAUGUCUGUUGAACAUAAAACAGGCCAUGCAAUUUAACAUGAGAAUAUCUAUUUAUUUAUUCAUAAAUAUUAGUAUGAAUAAUAAAUGAAGGGUAGUUCAUAGAUUUUAUUUACGUCUCAAACUCAAUACUGUACAUUGAUAGCUUUUUUAAAAUACCGAAUAAAAUGAUCUACAUUAAAAAUAAAUCUAGUGGUGAUGCAUUUAGAAGUCAUAUUUAUUUUUACAUACCACACUUGUUUUGUUUGUUAAAAUAGAGAAAACCGGCGGCACGGUGGGCGACUGGUUAGAGCGUCAGCCUCACAGUUCUGAG
Messenger RNA from Phyllopteryx taeniolatus (common seadragon), 2656 nucleotides. RefSeq names its product centrosomal protein 44 (gene cep44). The transcript has 11 exons. The coding region runs from base 174 to 1094 and encodes 306 amino acids. Gene Ontology annotation, cellular component: centrosome; spindle pole. The record is from RefSeq and is a predicted model, not a curated record. Lineage: Eukaryota; Metazoa; Chordata; Actinopteri; Syngnathiformes; Syngnathidae.